AUGGUCAGGUCACAUGGGGACGGCGUCGAUGACGGCUCUGGCGUCAAUCGGACCGAAACGAAAGGGCUAGAAACACGGACUGGCCCCACCAAUUCCACCAAAUCAGCCGAAAAUGCGAAUGCAGCAGGGAAAGAUGAAAAGAAGAGAUCAAAGGUUGCGGAACUAUGGGGUAAGAUGGGAUUAGAUGUUGGGACAGUCCUUAUGAUGAUGAAAGCUGCUAUACCUCCCACUAUCGCUUUGGCUAUGUAUCAAGCAGAUUCCGUUGCUGAGACCUACACGACCCUAGGGUAUCUAGUCGCUAUCAUUUCCAUUCUAGGGUUUUGUAUCAUGCCCCGGGCAAAGUUCAUUCAGACCAUGGCCCUAAACGUCAUUAGCUGCUGCAUAGGGGCUGCUGUCGGCCUACUCAUGGUAUGGUCUGGUGUUCAGGCUCGACUUCAUACGCCUGGAAAUCCUCAUCCUUAUAAUUCUUCUCAAUCUGCAGUCUGUGGUAUCUGGCUCUUUUUCCAAAUCUGGCUCGUCAACUCGCUCAAAGCAAAAUUUCCCCAGUUUGCCUUCCCAACAAUCAUCUACGCCAUCUUUGUCAACGUGGCCGCUACUUAUGGCCCCCAAUUCACAACCACCGCGCAGGCCGAGUCGUUUAUUAAACGCCUGCUUGAAUCUUUUCUCACUGGGUUUGGCAUAUCGACUGGCGUAGCGUUGUUCGUCAUUCCUGUGACGUGCCGCAAAGUCGUGAUGAAGGAGUUCACUGGCUACAUCACAGCACUAAGGGACGGUCUUCAAGCUCACAAAGCCUAUCUUCAAAGUCUCGAGACGACUGACAUGUUCGGAUAUAUCUCCAACCCAGUCCCAGACGGGAAAAAUAAAUCCAAGAAAUCAACGAAGAAGGUUGAGGUAGAAGCCCUUAAGAAGAUCACAUCCACGAUCACCGAGCUACAUGGUAAACUGCACGGUGAUCUUCCUUUCGCGAAGCGCGAGAUUGCAUACGGGAAACUCGGUCCAGAGGAUCUCGGGGAAAUUUUUAAGCACCUUCGCGCGGUCAUGGUUCCAAUGGCCGGGCUGGGAUCUUUGGUCGACAUUUUUGGUCGAUUUGCGGAGAUCAAUGGCUGGGAUUCGGAAUCUGAUUCUGACAAUUCAGAUGCAGAACCCGAUGAACUGCGGAGGAAGACGGUAAACGACUGGAACGAGAUCAUGAGAUCCGUCCACAAGCCUUUCGCCACGAUAAUUCAGGUCAUGGAUCAAGGGCUUGAACACGUUCUUCUAAGGCUACAGCUAGUGAAGCCACCGAAAAGGAAGAAAGGCACAAACGAAGCAGAUCAGGAAGCAAAGGGCGACCUUGUGCAACCAGGAGACAAAGGCUUUGCUGAUCAUCUCGAAAGUCAAAGCAGCAUCUUCUAUCAAGGCAAAGAGAUAACCCUACGGCGAUGGGUCGAAAGAAAAGGUAUCAAGUUGGCACCUGACUUUUUCGAAUACCCAGGGAAGUCAGUGUACUCCGAACCUGAACAAAUCAAAAUGGAGCCGCAUCGAACCCACCAACGUAAUCAGGCGCAAUUAUACCUCUUACUCUACAUGGAGUUUCUUUUGUACUCAAUUAGCCAAGCUAUAUUGGCAUUUGUGCGAUUCGCAGAUGAAAAGGAUCAGGAGGCCGCAAAGUCAAGACUCAUACUUCCGGGGAAGAGACGGUUCAGGAAAUGGGUCGCGAACGCGUUCAAGGUCCAGGACGCAAACAGCGACGACACAACUACCGUUGGUGGCAUCGAUGGAAAUAAUACUGUCAUUUAUAUGGGCGAAGCCUACAAAGCCCGGAAAGACCCUGAACAUCUACCACCAGAGAAUGCAUUCGAGAAGGCCGGAAAUUGGAUAAGAGUAAUUCCUGGAUUCCUUAGAUCUCCCGAGUCGGCAUUCGGGCUUCGCUGCGCUUGCGCUACUAUGUCGAUUGCGAUCAUUGCAUAUCUCCGCGAUACUCAGCGCUUUUUUAUUGAACAACGAUUGGUUUGGGCUAUGAUUAUGGUGGCUAUUUCCAUGACCCCGACAUCUGGACAGAGCGUGUUUAGCUUCAUCCUGAGAAUCAUCGGCACCAUUUUUGCGAUGAUUGUUGCUUUUCUCAUAUGGUAUAUACCUGAUCAGAAAACAGCCGGAGUAAUCGCUUUCCUCUGGUUCUUCGUUGCCCUGGGUUUCUACGUGCCACUUAAGAAACCGCAAUUCAUUAUCGUGGGAUUAAUUAGUGUGGUCACCGCCACUUUGAUCGUGGGCUACGAACUCGAGGUCCGCAAAAUCGGACGUCAAUUAGCCACGUCCAACGGGCAGCCUUACUAUGCAAUUUACCUAUUGGCGCCUUACAGAUUAGCAACCGUCGUCGGUGGAUUGGCAGUAGCCUUUAUUUGGACGUUCUUCCCUUACCCAAUCAGCGAACAUUCAGCUCUUCGACAGACUCUCGGCGGUGCCCUCUAUCUCUCGGCAAACUUCUACUCUAUCGUUCAUGAAAUGGUAAUGGCUCGCAUCCGUGGUGAGGAGGGAAUUGCAUCAGAUGAUGAUACGUCUCCCGUAGCUAAGCUUAGCAAGACGAGAAACAAGGUCUUUGCGAAGCAAAUGCUACUACUGCAGAGUCUAAACACGUAUUCAGAUUUUGUGAAGUGGGAGUUUCCGUUGGGUGGGAAGUUUCCGAAGAAGGAGUAUGACACGAUUAUCAAAUGUGUCUCAAACAUCGUACAAUAUACGGCCCUCUUGGGCUACGCAUCUCAAACCUUUACCGAUCCAUCACUCAAUGACGAAGCCGAUCCAUCUGGAGCUCAGUGGUUCCAAGAUUUCCGCAAAAUCAUUAGCUCGGCCAACAUCACCUCGCAUGAAAUCACAUCCAUGCUCGCGCUCCUCUCUUCCAGCAUCACAAACAGCCAACCUCUGCCUCCUUACCUCACCGCUCCGCAAUCGUAUCGGCUUUCUCAGAGGCUCGAAGGCAUCGACAAGGAUAUUCUGAGUAUUAAUCAUAUUGCGGAACCAGGAUACGCGGCGUUUGCGGUAAUCCAGAUUAGCACCAGGUGUAUCAAUGGGGAUUUAGAAAAGCUCUUGAAAACCGUCAAAAAGCUUGUCGGCGAGCUAGACUUCUCAUUCCAUAUCACGAGCACUCAGAAUUCAAGUGAGAGUAGCUCAGCCGAAACACUUAUCAAGACACUCUCUCGUCGAAGCAAGCAGGAUUAG
Messenger RNA from Lindgomyces ingoldianus, 3192 nucleotides. RefSeq lists its product as uncharacterized. The transcript is spliced from 5 exons. The coding region runs from base 1 to 3192 and encodes 1063 amino acids. Lineage: Eukaryota; Fungi; Ascomycota; Dothideomycetes; Pleosporales; Lindgomycetaceae. The record is from RefSeq and is a predicted model, not a curated record.